ACCGCCACAACCACCACUGCGACUGCGUUGGUGAUCAAGGCGUUGAAGGAGCCGGAACGGGACCGGAAGAAGGUGAAGAACAUUAAGCAUAGUGGGAACAUAUCGCUUGAUGAUGUUAUUGAGAUAGCGAAGAUUAUGCGAGCGAGGUCUAUGGCAAAGGAGUUGCAGGGGACUGUGAAGGAGAUAUUGGGUACUUGUGUUUCCGUUGGGUGUACGGUUGAUGGGAAAGACCCAAAGGAUUUGCAGCAGGAGAUUGCGAAUGGUGAUGUUGAGAUUCCUCAAGAUUAGAUUUAUUCAUGAUCAUCAAGGUGUUUUGGUAGGAGGGUUAUGGUUUCAGUUGUUUGUUAUUUGUUUUGUUUUGUGAC
Helianthus annuus (common sunflower) is the source of this 365-nucleotide messenger RNA. RefSeq names its product 60S ribosomal protein L12. The transcript has a single exon. Lineage: Eukaryota; Viridiplantae; Streptophyta; Magnoliopsida; Asterales; Asteraceae. The annotation marks the transcript as partial. Gene Ontology annotation, biological process: translation. Gene Ontology annotation, molecular function: structural constituent of ribosome; large ribosomal subunit rRNA binding. Gene Ontology annotation, cellular component: cytosolic large ribosomal subunit; ribosome. The record is from RefSeq and is a predicted model, not a curated record.